Molecule: messenger RNA, 1012 nt
Organism: Pteronotus mesoamericanus
Lineage: Eukaryota; Metazoa; Chordata; Mammalia; Chiroptera; Mormoopidae
Gene: FAM180B
Product: family with sequence similarity 180 member B
Exons: 3
Coding region: 1-552 (183 amino acids)
Source: RefSeq, a predicted model, not a curated record
AUGGCGGGGAGAAUGCGGUUCCUGGCUUGGCUGAUGGUAGCCAUUUGCCUCUUCCCUGGGGUGACUACAACCCAGCACCACGCAGGGCAGCCCAUGGACAACACCACUGUGGGAGGUGGCCUGCAGGAGCCAGAGGUCCCGGAAGUGAUGUUUGAGCUGCUCUGGGCUGGGCUGCAGCUGGAUGUCAUGGGGCAGCUGCACAUCCAGGACGAGGAACUGGCAUCCACACGUCCGGGCCACCGACUCAGGCUCCUCCUGCAGCACCAGGUGCCCAGUGACUUGCAGGGUGCUGAGCGGCGGCUGCAACAGUUCCAGAACCUGCGGAAGGGGCCUCCUCUUAGCCCUUGGGACUUUGAACGUCUGCUCCUCACAGGCCUAUCGUGUGUCUACCGGCUCCACAAGGCUUUCGAGGCUGAGGAGAGGGGUCGCUGGGCGCAGGUCUUCACCCUCCUGGCACAGGAAACACUCUGGGACCUGUGCAAAGGCUUCUGUCCCCAGGGCCAGCCCCCUUCUUUGGGGCCCUGGGCCUCAAUCCUUGACCCCUUCCCCUGACCCUCCCCUUUCACCUGACAGCCCCCCAAUCCCCACCCCUAAGCCAGACCCAUCCUAGGCAGGGGCUUCCACCCGGUGCUUGGUUCUUCCCACUGUGUUCAGGUCUCUGGGCUUGGCUUGCAGCCUGGACUCCUGUUUACUUCUCCCCCUCCUUCCUUGGGUCCUGAUAGACUAAGAGCUUGGGCUCUGGGUCCUGGGCAGCAGGUAUAGAGCUGAAGGCAGGACUUGCAGGCAGAGUGUGUGUGUGUGUGCGUGCGCACACACGCACGCACGGUGAGGUCAAGGCUGAGAAGUGUGUUUGAGAUGCUGUAAGGGAAGCUGCCCCUAAGUAAGGCCCGGUCAGACCCUCCAGCACCCACUCUGGCAGUCCAUGAGAGUAACAGGAGCCUUCCCGUGCCCAGCACCCAGUCCUAAUUUAGAGACCCCCUGAGCCCAACCACUGGUCCGGGGUCCCUGAAGC